CUCCUGCUGUAUCCUGCUGCCACCACUGAGGAUGCUGCUGCUGCCACUGCCCGGGGACCUCUGCCAAUGCCACCGACUCCAGGGACCCUCAAUGUCGAUGCCAGGGACCCCUGCCUGCCCUGAUGGACAGCACCCCUAUGGUCAGUCCAAAGACCACAGUAGGCGUACACCAUUUCUACCGCCAGUAACAGACUCAAACGUGUGACUGUCUCCCCUUAUAGCAGUGUGAUUUGUGUUACAUAACUGGGAGAGCAGCAAGCGUAGCAACCAGGGAGCAGAACUUCUGUCUGACCUUCAGCUGUAUAAAAUGGCAGGUUGCAGAUCAUCUCUUGUCCACGUGGACCUGUACAAGAAUCCAGAGAAGAGAACCCAUGGCUGGUACCUACCAUUAAUGGCUCCUAAUGAAAAAGGACCAAGCUAUGCUUGGCUGGACCCAUCUAGACUUUACUGCCACCAAGAGGCCCUGCAGGAUUGCAUUGAAGAUCUUCUGCAACCCUUUAAGGAUGACCAUAUAGAUCUUGUUGCUGGGAUUGACGCCAUGGGAUUCAUACUAGGAGCUGCCAUAGCUGCACAUUUAGGCAAAGGCUUUUUAGCCAUCAGGAAAGCUGGCCACCUAUGUGUUAAGACCUAUAGCCAGUCAUAUGUUGACUACUCCAAAAGGGAAAAAUGCAUGGAGGUCCGGACUGAUGCCAUUAGACCAGGUGUGCGCAUCCUAUUAGUGGAUCAGUGGAUUGAGACAGGAGGAACCAUGAGUGCAGCCAUUAAACUGGUGGAAAAUCAAGGUGGGGUUGUUGCAGGAAUUGCUACCAUCUGUAUUGAGGACAGCGAUGGAGGCAAAUGGGUGAAAGAAAACUACAAAUGUUCUGAUUGUGUUCCUGAUGAUAUGCGGAGCCAGUUUAAUGGCCAUUUAUUGGAGAGCUUCCAUGCCUUCCACAACUAGCAGAACAAUUUCUGAUCUUCUCCCUGGCACCAUAGUAAAUCACUAGAUCUGCAUUCAUCUAAAUGAAUACAUCCAUGUAUCCAACAGCUUGCCAUAGGACUGACCAUAAGUACUUAUAUACCACAACAUGUGCAUGGUGACUGCUCCUUCAUAAAAUGUAGGAUAAAUAUGUUCCAGAAACGAUGAUAUAGCAAUAUCACAAGAUGCCUAGGAGUCUUCAUUGUCGGCUGCUUUUACAACUUUGUAGGGUAAAGAAAUGACAGCAUGCAAGUAUUAUUCCUCUAUUUCAUCUAGUUACCAAAGGAUGAACAAUGUGAACAGCUAAAUCCUUCUGGAAAAUGGAUUCUCUAUUGGAAAUGUAUUUCAACUGUCCAAUACUGUAAUAAAGUAAAUACCCAUCA
Messenger RNA from Hyla sarda, 1341 nucleotides. RefSeq names its product adenine phosphoribosyltransferase-like. The transcript is spliced from 7 exons. NCBI's taxonomy places the organism in Eukaryota, Metazoa, Chordata, Amphibia, Anura, Hylidae. The record is from RefSeq and is a predicted model, not a curated record. Gene Ontology annotation, molecular function: adenine phosphoribosyltransferase activity. The coding region runs from base 308 to 940 and encodes 210 amino acids.